Messenger RNA from Callorhinchus milii (elephant shark), 4834 nucleotides. RefSeq names its product TNF receptor-associated factor 2. Bases 140 to 1831 code for a protein of 563 amino acids. Gene Ontology annotation, biological process: tumor necrosis factor-mediated signaling pathway; regulation of apoptotic process; positive regulation of JNK cascade. Gene Ontology annotation, molecular function: ubiquitin-protein transferase activity; zinc ion binding; tumor necrosis factor receptor binding. Gene Ontology annotation, cellular component: cytosol; plasma membrane signaling receptor complex; cytoplasmic side of plasma membrane. The transcript is spliced from 11 exons. The record is from RefSeq and is a predicted model, not a curated record. Lineage: Eukaryota; Metazoa; Chordata; Chondrichthyes; Chimaeriformes; Callorhinchidae.
UUUAGUUUCCGGGUUGGGGCGGCGACAUAUCACCCACUUCUGUUUAAGUUGCAAACACAGAUCUCGGGGAAGAGAGAGAUUGUGGUGGGGAGUGGCGGUUUGUUCAGAGAAGCUGGAAGGAGUGACGUGCCGAGGACACAUGGCGGCGAGGAGUGAGAGAAGUCCACCCAGUUCCUUAGAGUCCCAGGCAGCCGGCAAUCAGCGCGGUUUCCCGAAGGAAAUCCUGACGGCAAAAGUCGAAGACAAGUACCUGUGCGUCGAGUGUCACGGAAUCCUCCGGAAACCCUUCCAGGUUCAAUGCGGUCACCGGUUCUGCGCCUCCUGUUUAAAGUGGAUCGUUAGCUCGAGCCCCCAGAAAUGUGCAGCGUGCAUCGAAGAGGAUAUUUAUGAAGAUCCUACGUCGAUCUUGAACGAAACCUCGGCCUUUCCCGACAAUGCGGCUCGUCGGGAGGUGGAGAGCAUGUUGGCCGUUUGUAUUAACCAGGGCUGCUCGUGGAAGGGCACAGUCAGGCAAUAUGAGACCACUCACGAGGGAAGGUGUGAGUUUAUGCAGGUGCACUGUGAAGCCUGCAGGAGCCUGGUGAGGCAGGUGGAUCUGGCCCGGCACUUGGAGCGAGAGUGCUUAGAACGCAGCCUGAACUGCAAGUUCUGCAAAUCCUCUUUCCAUUACAAAGAGAUCAAGGCUCACGACGAAAUCUGCCCUAAAUUCCCGAUAACCUGCGAAUGGUGCGGCAAGAGGAAAAUUCCACGUGAAAAGUAUACAGAUCAUCUCCGGGGGUGCGGGAAAGUGAAGCUGCCAUGUCGAUUCUGCGCAAUUGGCUGUGAUGCUACAGCUGAAAAGGAGAGUCUGAUGGAGCACGAGAGUCAGUGCAUACUGGAGCACUUGCAGUUGAUGCUACAGAGUGUCUUGGAUACAAAGCAGGAAGUGCGGAGCUUGGAGCCCGAGAGCGUGAAGGAGGCUGGAGACAAAGUGAGCCGGAUGCUGAGCUCCGUGCGAGAAUUAGAGGAAAUCCUGGGUCCCUUUCAGUCCCUCUCACUGGGGCAGCGAGCCAGGGACUUGCCUGGGGCCCUCCCCGUCACGGAGCUGGAGAAGCAGUUUGUCACUGGACGACAGAAGGUGGAGGAGAUACUGAGGCGGUGCGGAACCGUCGAGCUGAAGAUCGGAACCUUUGAAAACAUCGUCUGUGUCCUGAACCGCGAGGUGGAGAGGGCGUCCGUGACCAUGACCGCUUAUGAUCAGCAGCACAAGCUGGACACAGAGAAGAUCGAGGCUCUACAGGCCAAGGUCCGGCAGCUGGAGCGAGCGGCAGCUCUGAAGGACCUGGCCAUCGCUGAGCUGGAGCUGCAGGUCCAGGUGUUCGAGUACAUCACCUAUGAUGGGGUGUUCAUUUGGAAGAUCUCGGAUUUCAACCGGAGGCGGCAGGAGGCCAUGUCGGGCCGGGCAGCAGCCAUAUUCUCCCCAGCUUUCUACACGAGCAAGUACGGCUACAAGAUGUGUCUCCGCAUUUACCUGAAUGGCGAUGGCGUGGGCCGGGGAUCUCAUGUGUCCCUGUUUUUCGUGGUUAUGAGGGGGAACUACGAUGCCUUGUUGAGGUGGCCCUUUAAACAGAAGGUGACUUUGAUGUUGAUGGACCAGAACAACCGUGAGCACGUGAUCGAUGCCUUCAGACCGGAUGUCUCCUCGUCCUCGUUCCAGAGACCCGUGGGUGACAUGAACAUCGCCAGCGGGUGUCCGCUCUUCUGCCCUCUCACCAAGCUGGAGAGCAAGAACAGCUACACAAGGGACGACACCAUCUUCAUUAAAGCUAUUGUGGAUUUAACGGACCUGUGAUCCCGCCAUCAGUGAGCUAUGGUCUGUCAGCUGUGAUCUCACAGCCAGUGAUGUGUGUUCUCGCUGUAGGUGACCCGUGUUCCCACUGUCAGCGACCUGGGAAUCCCACCAACAGUGGGAGUGAGUAGCAAUGCAAUCGAGAGGAACAUUUGUGAGUUUCCGAGCUUUUGAGAGCCUGCUAGCUUGCCUGCCAGUGAAAUCCAGCCGCUGGUUAGAUUAAUAACAUAUGGGGUGUGCAGAAUGCACGAGUGCGUGUGAGGGAGUGCGUGCUGAAUACAGAUGUGGUGUGCAGAGUGCGAGGAUGCAUGUGAGGCAGUGCGUGCUGAAUACAGAUGUGGUUCCAGAUAACAUUGUGUCGUGCGCUUAGUUCGUGAGGCCGGUUGUUAUGAAUUGCGACAUUGAGUGAUUUUACUUUCCUUCUGAAGAGUGCUCCUCAUAGCAGUCUCUCUUCCCCUGAUGUUUGAGAGGUGCCUCUUCUCUGGACAGGACUUUUGGUUGCAAGCACAGCCAGCGGUUGAAGUGGCCGCUUCUCUCGGUGACCGAAGGUUAGGAAAAGUCCUUGCUGAGCACGGAAGGUGCUUCAUCUGCAGGAGUGGCCCGUCAACCACGGGAAGUGCUUAUAACAGAAAGUUCUGGACACUGCAGAACCAUCAGCUUAAAAUCAGGAAGCACAGUGGAUGUGCCUCAAACUUGUGGGUGUGUGUGUUGGUGUGGGUGUGUGUCUGUGUGUGUGUGUGAGAGAGAGAGAUGUCUCCCAUCUCCAUUUCCCCAGAGAUGUUGCUGACGAUGCCAACAGCUCACGGCUCCCCUCCAGCGUAGGGAAUCUCAUUGGAAGCUCGGGGCCGCCUGGCACUUAGCUUGGGGUUUGGUCAGGUCUCCGCUCGCUCACUAGAUGGAGAGUGGCGUGCACGCAAGACAGUGCUCGGGGGAGAAGAGAGGAACGACUGAGGGUGGGAGUCUAUUUGUCCGCCAAUCGGUAGAACUAGCAAAUGUUUCGCUGCAAUGUGGAAUCCAAAGGGAAUGGAAAAAGUUGCCAGUUUUGCUGAUUGGUGCACGAGUGACUUCUGCUUCCCCCAUUGCACUCCCAGCCUGGCUCGAAGUAACAUGAAUAAAUUUCUGCAGGACACUGUGGACCAUAUUAUAUCUGGAUCAAAGAGACAUCAAAAGUCUGGGCAGAAAAUAAUGCUUAACCCAGCCACUAACAAGCAGCAAGGCCCCCUCCCCCACUCGCCCGCUUCCCACCCCCACUGAUGGAUUCCGAGAGUAAAACCAAAGUUGCUCGUCCCCCACCAUAUACGUGGACUGCAAAUCUCCUCAGCCUUGGUCGUAGUGAGUUCCGUGGAGGUGACUGACUUUAAAAGGAGUGUGUGUGGUGGUGGGAAGGAGGGGGAGGAAAGAUGAUUUGAAAGCAUUAAUUGAAUACUGCGAUACCUCCACGUCUCAGAAAAUCAUCAUGAGUUUGGGAACUUAGAAUCUGAAGCCUGAAAUUCCACUUUGCCUUAACCUUUAAGAUGGCGGUCUUAGCAUUUCAGAUUGUGCAGAAUUUGGAGAAAAAUGUGAAAAGAGGUCCGCAUUCGGAAGCCGGUUCUGAAGGACUACAGAAAAGUGGCUUCCGAAGUGAUACUGAAUUUAAUUCCGCAUGAUCCGGAAUUUGAAGGCUGUGGUCUUAACGCCAGUGGAAUUUCAGGCCCUAGUUAGUUAGACUGUCACCAGCCGUAAAUGGCUGAUUGACACUGGGAAAGGUUAUAGUACGGCAUGGGCAGUUAUAUGAAUCAAUUUGCCCCUUGAUUCUUUUAUCCAUAUAAUCCAUAUUCUGUUAUUAUUAAUAAUAUAUAUUUUUAAAAACACACAGUAAAACAAGUGCCGAGUGUGUGCAGGGUUGGGCUGAGCGCUCAGGGAUGCUACAUGAAUACAAGUUGUUGUUGUAUGGUUAGGUGGGGAGGGCAGGUGGGUCACGAGUUGAAGGUGGGUGUGGUUGGAGGGGCUAAGGGUGGGACCAGGCUAGAGAUAUUGAUGGGCCAGCAGCUGAGACUGGGUCAAAGAUUCAUACAAUACUAUUGACCAUAGGGACGUUCCAGCUAAGUCCAGGGGGAGCAGUGAGGCAGGGGAGGAGACUUGAUCAUAAGACAGAAGCACAUGCAGCCUGAGGCUGCUUAAUGGUUGCUGGCCUGAAUGAGGGUUAUUCUUCUGAUCCACUGCUAGCCCUAAAUAAGUUUGUUGGGUUUUAUUUUCGUAUGGUUAAGAAACUGAAAAGUUGUGGAGCUCUGGCGAGUAGCAGUGAGAGCUUGUGGAGGGGAGAGGCACUGGGCACCACUACACCAAACUAUAUCUUCAGCAGAAUGGCUUCUGCACCAACACUCAGUGUUGCAUUGAAGUAGAGAUGAAGGCACCAGGAAAACUCUUGCAGAGGAAUACUGUAGGACAGAGUACUCUUUUCAGAUUGUUUAAUAAAAAACAACUCCUUUACUUGCAAAUGACCUCUCAGUCUUUGUAGGUUGACACCGAGAGUGACGUUCACUCUGACAAUUGUCACCAUCAUUUCUUGGGCUGGGAUGGACUUUGCCCAACAAACCGUCAAGUGAGACAAAACGCUGGGAGUUGGAUGAAUUUUAAAAGCUUUGGGCUGUUAGGAAUUUGUGGCUUGCAGGUUGCAGGGCAGGAGGGAGGGGGAGAAGAGGAGGUAAACUGAAUCUGCUGCUGUUGUCUUAGCUUGAAUAGCCCAGGUGCACUGGGCAGUGACCAUAGUAUCCGUGUAAGCACAGUGAGAGAAUGCUGGUUAAAUUACUUAAACCUUGUUCUCCUAGAGUUAAUAGUACGGAGUAAACUGAUAACUCUACCCUGGCUUUACUCGUCACUAGCAGUUAAGUCCUCAUGCCUCAAUAUCCUGGCCGCAUUUAUUUAUAUAUUUAUACAUAUGCCUUACUCGUCACUUCUAGUAACUAGUCACUGAACCCUUUCCCUUUGAUGAGUUAUCAGGGGUUUCCUGUGUUUCAGAUGGCAGAU